AUGGAUGUCAGAGAGUAUGUCUACAGUACCGUCGUGGGCGUUCCGCUCAAAGCGGAUGUCCACUAUAAGUCUUUGACAGAUGAUGGUGUAAAAGAGGCUGGACCAAUUAUUAUUAUAAUCUAUAGUGGUGGCUUUGUCAAUAGGUCAAAGACAGGAGUCUCCAAGGCUCGGCUUAAGUCACUUAUUCACGAGUUCGGCUUCACUGUUAUGGUGCCAGACUAUCGCCAUUGCCCGACUGUUUCUCUCAUUAAGGGCCCUAUCCCGGAUAUUCAUGCUUGCUUCUCAUGGAAAUGCAAGGAGGUCAGGGUCAUUGGCUCAUCUGUAGGUGGCAACCUAGCUUUACACCUAGGAUCUGCUACAUCUCCACCCACGGCUAUAGUAUCUUACUUUCCUGCUGUAUACCUGGACGAUCAAUUCUGGCAUUCUCCGAUGGAAGUCUUUUCCCAGGUUCUUCGUUUUCCACAAGCCUUCCUUAAUAAGGUCAACAGCAAGAGUGUUAUCACAUCUACUCCUUCAUCAUUCAAGAGGUUACCCGGUAGUCCAGAACCUAUGCCGGAUUUAUCUAGGCCCCAGAAUGCUUAUCUCUUAAGUAACCUGCGAGACAGAACUUUAUUCCGAAAUAUCGUGCAAGACGGUAAUUACAAGCGGGUUAAUCCCGUAGAGCUAUUUUCAGCUAAAUUCCCACUAACCUGCUUUAUUCACGGUACUGAGGACAAGAUGGCCCUUCCAAGAUUCUCAAAAGCUGCAUAUAAGUUCUUAAGGUCGUUUGAUGUGAAUUCAGAGCUCCUGGUUGCAGAUAGUUAA
Fusarium proliferatum ET1 is the source of this 804-nucleotide messenger RNA. RefSeq lists its product as uncharacterized. NCBI's taxonomy places the organism in Eukaryota, Fungi, Ascomycota, Sordariomycetes, Hypocreales, Nectriaceae. The transcript is spliced from 4 exons. The record is from RefSeq and is a predicted model, not a curated record. The coding region runs from base 1 to 804 and encodes 267 amino acids.